Molecule: messenger RNA, 387 nt
Organism: Gaeumannomyces tritici R3-111a-1
Lineage: Eukaryota; Fungi; Ascomycota; Sordariomycetes; Magnaporthales; Magnaporthaceae
Exons: 2
Coding region: 1-387 (128 amino acids)
Source: RefSeq, a predicted model, not a curated record
AUGUUCCUGCGUACAUACACAGCCCCGUCGACGUCACAGCUGCCGCGUCAGAUCUCUCCGCCGGCGGAGCACAAGGCGCUCGUUUAUCUCGUGGACAUGCCACAUGGACGCAUACCUCUGCCCUACACAAGCGUACACGAGAGCCGCCUCGCCCAAGUGCGGCAUCGGCAAGAGUUGCCCCGCCAGAAGCGCCGAGUGGCGUGGCAACGCGGGACGGGAGACCUGGCGUCACAUGCAGUCUCGUUGGGUAACAUUGGCUUCACUUUACGGUGGGAGGGGCCCCCGGGAGCGUUGGAGUAUGGCCUUGGCACCCGACACCGAGCACCACGAGUCCAGCGCGUCCAGCGUGUCCGGCUCGUGGGCGCACUGGCUCCUAUGGCUGUUUAA